Cuscuta epithymum is the source of this 1213-nucleotide messenger RNA. NCBI's taxonomy places the organism in Eukaryota, Viridiplantae, Streptophyta, Magnoliopsida, Solanales, Convolvulaceae. The record is from the annotation of a GenBank genome assembly.
UCCUUCUUCAAAUCGCCCUGCUUUUUGCAGGGCAGCUUAUGAUCCAACCCAGAAUCCAAUUCCCACCGUUCGAUCGAUCGAUCUCAACGAUGAAGGAGGAAGAGAUUCCCCCGUCAACCACCCCCACCGACGACGUUGACUCCGCAAACGACGCCGUUUGCUUCGAACUCGUCCCCCCGCCCACUCCCCCCAUCGUUGACAACGCAAACGACGCCGCCUCCUUCGAACCCGCCGCCCCGCCCUCCCCCAUCGGCGGCGGGUUUAAAAAGAAAAAGCGCAGCAAAUCCUUCAGCCUCCUCAAAGCGGCGCUCAACAUCUUCCAGGAGAAGCCGCCGUCGCCGGCGAACGAGAAGAGCAAGUCUCUGACCAAAAAGAAGAGCGGCGACUGGAAGGCGGUGGUGGGGUCAAUGCGGCCGUUGACCCUGCAGGACAAAUCCCCGACGCCGUCCAUGUCGCCGUCGUGUUCGUACGAGAAUCUGUCCAUUAUGAGCUCCCCGUCGCCGUCGCCGUCGCACAUGUCAUGCGCGAGCGGCACAAUGAGCAGGUACGCCUCCGUGGGCAAUCUGCAGGAGCUGGACGCCGGCUCCGAUCCCGACGAGGUGUUCGACGAUUUUGCCGGCGACGAGAUGAUAGACGUCAAGGCGGAGGAGUUCAUCCAACGAUUUUACCAACAAAUGAAGCUCCAACAACGUCAAUAUCAUCAUCACCGCCACCAUCAUCGUCAUAUGUAAACAAAAAAGCACCGAUUCAUCAUCGUACAUGUUAAUUAAUUAUAAUAAUUACUACACUUAGUACGUAAUUUAAUUAAUUAAUUAACCUAUAAAUUAUGAUAUGAGCUCAUUAGGCCAGUCUCCAAUUAACCUGCGGCAUAUAUUUCGUACUUCCUCCAUCCCGAUAAGUCUCCAAAUUAAUAAAGAAAAGUAAAACUGUUCGGGACGAAAGUAGUACUUCCUAUAUGAUGAUAUGAUCCAUCAUCCGUAUAGUAUAUGGUAUCGACCUACCUACGGAGUAUAUAAUUAGUUAACAUUUGGUAAGUUUUUUUGUGUGGAUAUAAGUUGCAUCAGUACGUGUAGCAUGUAAACAUUUGUAAUCAAAGACUGUUUUGAACAUUUCAUUCCUCUUCCUGUAACUAUUUUUUGUUCAUUAAUUGUAAGCAAAUUUUAAAAAUCAUGGAUGCAAAGUAUUUCAUUUCGGCUGUGUUUACAAAUAGAAA